Mustela lutreola (European mink) is the source of this 5307-nucleotide messenger RNA. RefSeq names its product cell division cycle 25C (gene CDC25C). Gene Ontology annotation, molecular function: protein tyrosine phosphatase activity. The transcript is spliced from 15 exons. Bases 358 to 1911 code for a protein of 517 amino acids. Gene Ontology annotation, cellular component: nucleus; cytoplasm. Gene Ontology annotation, biological process: positive regulation of G2/MI transition of meiotic cell cycle; G2/M transition of mitotic cell cycle; positive regulation of G2/M transition of mitotic cell cycle. NCBI's taxonomy places the organism in Eukaryota, Metazoa, Chordata, Mammalia, Carnivora, Mustelidae. The record is from RefSeq and is a predicted model, not a curated record.
AGCCUAUCCUGUCUUGAAGCAGAAUUGUAAUCUGGUUAAUUGACUCCUUCCUUCAGAUUUCUUUUCAUUCUACUCAAGGCUUUGCUUGUGAGUGACUUCCCCCUUCCGUUUCUUCUGAGUUAAGUCCAGGCUCGGAGGAAAAGGUCAAGCCGCUUGGAGCACGUGUGAUUUCACCUUCAGGCGGAUCUGUGUGUGAUUCAUCGGUUGGAACUGGGAUCCAGUAAAUGCCGCGGGGCUGCUGCUGGGAAGAGUGGCGGAGGAUGUGAACACUGGACAGUCUGUGGGGUACCUAUGUAGAUGAGGUUCGCCCCUUAGCUAGGCUUUACUUAUUUAUUUUUUUCCUUAGGUUUCAGAGCCAUGUCUGCAGAAUUCAUUUCAUCAGCAGGAGAGGAGGAAUGCCCCAGCUCCGGACCCAGUUUUAGAUCCAGUCGGAGAAAGAUAUUAAACCUGCUCCUGGAGAGAGACACUUCCUUUACCACCUGUCCAGAUCUCCCUAGAACUCCGGUGAACAAACUCUGUGGUGAUUCUGCAAACCUAAGCGUUUUGUCUGGAGGUACCCCGAAAUGUUGCCUUGAUCUUUCGAAUCUUAGCGGUGGUGGAGAGAUGUCUGCCAGUCAGCUUACCACUUCUGCAGACCUUGAUGAAACUGGUCACUUGGAUUCUAAAGGACCUCAGGAAAUACAUUUAACUGAGAUGAAUCAUCAGCAGCACCUUACAAAAUGCGGCCCAGCACAGCUGCUUUGUAGCACUCCAAGUGCUUUGGACCAUGGCAACAGGAAGAAAGAUGCAAUAUGUAGCUCAUCCACAAAUAAAGAAAAUGAGAACAACACUUUGAAGUCCUCAGAGUGGUGGGCACCCAGGAGCCUGAAGUUUCAAACGAGACAAGGGGGGCCUUACAUGUCUCCCCUUUCUCUACUGGACAAUGGAAACUUUUUGGAAGGUGAAAUGAAAUAUCUGGGCAGUCCCAUUACUACAUUUCCAAAAUUGGAUAAAAAUCCAGAACUAGAAGAUCAGGCAGAGGAGACUUCUGAUGAAUUGAUGGAGUUUUCUCUGGAAGAUCAAGAAGAGGGCAAGGCAUCUCUGAACAGAAGCUCCUUGUAUGGCUCCCCUUCGUUGCCAGAGAAUUUGAACAGGCCAAGACUGAAGCGGGUGGUAAAAUUCAAGAACAACCCAAUACCAGAUAAAGAAAAAAAGGAGUAUUGUUCUAACCAAAAAGAGCUCAGGAAGUGGGGGGAUUCUUGUCAUCCUCAGGGCUUAGGUCUAAAGAAGACAGUUUCUCUCUGUGACAUUAAUGUCAUUCAGAUGCUGGAGGAAGAUUCUAACCAGGGCUCUCUGAUUGGUGAUUUCUCCAAGGUAUAUGUGCUGCCAACCGUGUCAGGGAGACACCAAGAUCUGAAGUACGUCAGCCCAGAAACAGUGGCUGCCUUGCUAUCAGGGAAGUUCCAGAGCUUGAUUGAGAAGUUUUAUAUCAUCGAUUGCCGCUAUCCAUAUGAGUACCUGGGAGGACACAUCCGGGAAGCCUUAAACUUGUACAGUCAGGAAGAACUGUAUAACUUCUUUCUGAAGAAGCCCAUUGUCCCUCUCAACACCCAGAAAAGAAUAAUCAUCGUGUUCCACUGUGAAUUCUCCUCCGAGAGGGGUCCCCGAAUGUGCCGCUCUCUGAGACAAGAGGACAGGGCUCUGAAUCAGUAUCCUGCAUUGUACUACCCAGAACUAUAUAUCCUCAAGGGGGGCUACAGAGACUUCUUUCCAGAAUAUACGGAGCUGUGUGAACCACAGAGCUACUGUCCUAUGCAUCAUCAAGACCAUAAGGCUGAGCUGCUGAGGUGUCGAAGCCAAAGCAAAGCAUGGGAAGGAGAGCGGCAGCUGCAGGAGCAGAUUGCCUUACUGGUGAAGGAUGUGAGCCCAUGAUAGUGGGUCAGUGAUUGGCUGUCUAGGAGUCACCAAAAGACACAAUAGAAAUGCUGAGCAGAAAGAAGCCAUGUUGUAUAUGACUAAACCCAGGAUUGUUAGAAGAUGUUUGCAAGCCAACAAGCUGCCAAGCUAAUAAAAUUUCAGGCCUGGGGGUUGGUUUUAGCAGAGGUGCUGGGUGGUGACUGAGUCCUGGAGCUGGCUCUAGAAGGGUGUGGCCUUGAGUUACCUGGAGAUUUGUGUUGCUUCAGGAAGUGUUUGCAUUCUCUUUCCAUUUAGACACGUCCUCUCACAAGCCGGCUAGCUCUUUCCCUGGGUUUCUGCCUGUUGCAACAGAGUUGUCCAACUUUUUUCUCUGUACUUGCCUUCUGUGUUUCCUUCUCUCCCUUUUUCUUAAAUGGGAAAAUAAACACUGCAGAAUGAGAAAUUUGAUUGUGAACCCUGUCUACUCCUAGAAAAUCUUUAUAAGGAAGAGAUCAUCAAAUUCAUCUCUUUUAGACAAAGGUAUAACAAUCUUGAUAUAUAGCUGAGGCCAAGGUGCUUUUCUCUAGACCGUUUGUUCUCAGAUUUGGGCUCUGGACCAUAGGCAUUAUCUGAAUUUGUUUGAAAUGUAAAUUUUCAGGCCUCACAGCAGACCUACUAAAGCAAGACCUCUGGGGGCUCAGAAUUACGGGUUUUAAAUUUUUUCCCUUUUAAAUGAUUCUGAUGCGUGCUGAGGCUUGAGAACCACUAAAUACUGGAAGUAAGGAAAACUUUUGUUUUGUUUUGUUUUGUUUUUUUAAGCAGGGGCUGGGUGGGGUGAGGUAAGGGGAAGAAGCAGAGGGAGAAGGGGAGAGAGAGAAGCUCACUGCCCAGCGCAGAGCCCGAGGUAGGGCUCACUUAACCAACUGAGGCACCCAGGCACCUCUUAAGGAAAACCUUUUAAAUUGCCUUCUUUAGCAAUAUUCCAGCUUUCCUUUUCUAGACCAUUCCAAGUAUGAGUUACCUAAAAGUAUGCUCCACACUCAGCACUCCAUGAUAACUAGGUUCAGAAAACCAUAGUGUUUAACAUCUCUAAAGCAGGUUAUAGGCCUGAGUUGGGCUUAAAAAGAUUCCUUAUCUAGGGUUGCCUGGGUGGCUCAGUGGGUUAAGCCUCUACCUUCAGCUCAGGUCAUGAUUUCAGGGCCCUGGGAUUGAGCCCCACAUUGGGCUCUCCGCUCGGUGUGGAGCCUGCUUCCCCCUGCCUCUCUGCCUACUUGUAAUCUCUCUCUCUCUCUGUCAAAUGAAUAGAUAAAAUCUUAAAAAAAAAAAAAAAAAGAUUCCUUAUCUACAACCUCCAUAGACUUUUGACUUUUCCCAUUUCCCAUUUCCCAUCUCUUUCCUUGACUUCAUUUCCCAUCUCACAGAGAGGAGUUUAGGACUUGGGAUAGUUGGAAGUAGAGAUAUGUGCUGUCUGAAGGUAGGGAAUAAAAGGAUAAAAAAGUAGCAAACAAGAGCCAUUAGACUUAAGGAAGACCUUUUACUUACUUCUUUUUUUUUUUUUUUUUUUUAAAGAAAACCUUUUAGGGGCACCUGGGUGGCUCAGUUGGUUAAGCAUCUGCCUUCGGCUCAGGUCAUGAUUUUAGGGUCCUGGGAUCAAGCCCCACAUCAGGCUCCUUGCUCAAUAAGGAGCCUGCUUCUCCCUCUCCCACUCCCCCUGCUUGUGCACCCUCUCUGUCAAGUAAAUCUUUAAAAAGAAAAAAAAAAAAAAAGGAAGCCUUUUAAAGUGCAUUCUUCAGCACUAUCCCAGGCUUUACAUUCUUAGAGUUGUUAAGGCAAGUAGGCUUUUGUCUUCAUAGUGAGAUACACCCCUAUGUUCCUGGGGUGGCAGUGGAAUUGACUCAAAAUUGUCACUCUCCCAUAUUAACCUAGUGGGAGUGAUAGCCCAGGACUAGAAAAAGACAAAGAUGGGCGCCUGGUUAGCUCAGUGGGUUAAGCCUCUGCCUUUGGCUCAGGUCAUGAUCUCAGGGUCCUGGUAUGGAGUCCCACAUCGGGCUCUCUGCUCAGCGGAGAACCUGCUUCCCCCUCUCUCUCUGCCUGCCUCUCUGCCUACUUGUGAUUUCUGUCUCUGUGUGUCAAAUAAAUAAAUAAAAUCAUAAAAAAGAAAAGAAAAGAAAAGGACAAAGAGCUCUGAAGCCUGGCUGAGUCAGAAUAGAGACCAAAGUGACCUCUUCCUGACUUCUGGAGCAUGGAAACCUUUUUUAAGUGAGCGGGAGGGAAGAAGGGCUGUGGCUGGACUGAUGUCGGCAAGGGGGGGCCAGGGCCCUUCUGGAGUGCCUUCCGUGUGCCUCCCAGCAGAGGGCACUGUAGUAUUCUUUAAUGCAGCUUCUAGAGCCUGCUGCCUCCACCGCCCAAUCCUGCCUCUGCCCACAGGAAAGCUACCUGGACUUCUCCCUGAGCCCUUGAGCUCAGAGCUCAGAAGGGCGGAGGGGAAAGGAGAGAAAAGCUGUUUCCCAUUAGGUGCAGAUGGCUGAGGGGAGUACUCUGCUCCUCUGUCCCACCCCCACGUACUUAUCCCUGCCAAACAGAUACUCCUGGUGGCCUGAAGAGGAAAAUGUUUGAAGCACCUCUACUUCCAAGUAUGAGGAAGGGAUCCCCUAACUCACUGCCUAGCUUAGUGGGUCAUUUCCUGUUCGUUUUCCCCAGAAAAGUGGAACCAACCCUCCCCCCUGCAGGAAGAGACUGGUACACAUGUUCCCAUUACAGUAAUCUUAAUUAAGUGGAAGUUUGGAGCUGCAAAACAAAAACUAGAGCUUAAUUAUUUUUAUCUACUUUGUGGAAAAAAAAUUGUAUUUGCCUAAAAGGCUCCAUUUGCUGCCUGUAUAAUUCUUAUAAUGUCCUCCCUUUGCAUAGGUGCCCUGUGAUUUGAUUCAUGUUGUUUUCAGGAAUAAUAAUAGUAACUAAUAUUUUUCAGGUGCUUACUGUAUGCAAGACUUUUUAUGAACUCAUUUUAUAUGUAUAAACUCAUUUAAUUUUCACAGCAAUUCUGUGAGGCAGGCACUUACUAUUUUGCACAUUUUACAGGUAAAGGAAUUGAGACACAGAGGGAUUAAGUAACUUGUUUAAGGGAUGCCUGGGUGGCUCAGACAAUUAAGUGGCUGCCUUCCACUCAGGUCAUGAUCUCAAGUGGAGCCUGCUUCUCCCUCUGUCUACUCUGCCUGCCCCUCCCCGCUGCUUGUGCUCUCUCUCUGACAAAUAAAUAAAAUCUUUAAAAAAAAAAAAAGUGACUUGUUUAAGAUCACACAGCUAAUGAACAGUAGAGUUGGGGUUUGAACCCAGGCAGUAUGGCUCCAGUGUCUAUACCCUGAAUGGAUUUGCUGUUACCAAAUCCUCAUCAAAGAGUAGUAUGCCUUUCUAUUCACUGUAUUAGAUGUUAAA